Molecule: messenger RNA, 2409 nt
Organism: Neodiprion virginianus
Lineage: Eukaryota; Metazoa; Arthropoda; Insecta; Hymenoptera; Diprionidae
Exons: 1
Coding region: 455-1537 (360 amino acids)
Biological process (GO): BMP signaling pathway; SMAD protein signal transduction
Cellular component (GO): extracellular region
Molecular function (GO): growth factor activity; cytokine activity
Source: RefSeq, a predicted model, not a curated record
UAUGACGUCACCGGGCUGAAUCGAUGCGCGGCGUCCGCGCGACCCCUGCAUUGGAAAGGGGAGCCACAGCCGCAUGGCUCGACGUGACGCCGCGACGGCGAUAAGCCUGGCAUCUCUCGUCUCGCUGCGAGGGCGACGCCGUCCAGGGUAGACGUUCGGUCAAGUGGAGGUCUGCGUUCGAUAAGACAAACUACAGCGGCAAUUUUGAACGUGGCAUGGAUUGGCGGGUAUUUGAGGACUCCCUUCAGCCUCAUCUUCAGGGGCUUCGACGACGGGGUCCAUCGACUCCAGUUUCGGGCCGGAUGGCUCCACCGCACGUUCUCGUUUUCAAAGAACUUCCUUGAACCGUGUCUGGUAAGGAAUUGGGGAGUUCGCGGUGACUCGUGAUGGAAGUUUUCCUGGAUUUUUGCGCUUCAGAGUCCGUGAGCCGGUAAUCGUCCUACGUCUUUCAAGAAUGUGGACGUCGGCACAGUACUGGCCGAUGUUGCUUCUGGCCCUUUUCGCGAUGUGUUACCUUUGGAGAACGGGAGCACCAUUUUCCUGGUUGUCCACCAGAGUGCUGGCACGAGCCUCCUUCGAAGUCGAUCUCACCUUACCGUCAUCCGAACUCAGGGUGUCUCAACGUUUUGUGAACAAGACCGCGAGAGCAAAGCACACCGUGAGAGGGCCCGCGAAGAUGAAUCAUCGCCAACCGAUCUCGAGAUACAUGUUGCGGCUCUACCAUCGUCGGCCCGACGCUGACAUCGUGCGAGCUCUUCAACCGGCUCACAUCUCUUGGCCGUUGUCAAAUGAUGGUGGAAGAGUCCUCGAGUUCUCCGUGCCGAUCACACAACCUGGGGAGGUUCUGGAAGCGGCCGAGCUUAUGGGGGCCGCCGGAAUGAUUCUCCGUGUUCAUUCGGCCGACGGAUUGCCUUGGAAGGACCAAGUUCACCGGCCACGAAGAGACGAUGCUUGGAGAGGAUUCAAUGUGACCGAUGCGGUUCUCGGCCGAAUCGGUGACGUACUGCGGCUUCGGGUACGCGGUAGAGUUGAUGGUUGGCAUCGUGGCGAAGGACCGAUCCUAUUGCUCAGCUAUAGCAAACCGAAGAACCGAAGACCGCGGUCGACCGUCGACGAGGAACAAGGGGACGUCACUACUACGUGGAAAAACGACGCCGCCCGACGCCGGCGUCGAAACGCUUGCCGCAAACGGUCUCUGUACGUUGACUUUUCCACAAUAUCGUACGACGAAUGGGUCGUUGCUCCGAAGGGCUACGACGCCUACCAGUGCGUCGGAAAGUGCUUUUACCCACUAGGUGACCAUCUCAGUCCUACGAAACACGCGAUCGUCCAAACCCUCGUUUACGCCGCGUUUCAGGCCGCCGAUGAAGCCAAAGCCAACGUCAAUUCUAACAACAACAAUAAACCCGUCGGAAGAGCGUGCUGUGUGCCAACCAGGCUCAGUGCAACCAGUCUGCUUUACAUGGAUGCCACGGGAACCCUGACUUACCAGUAUGGAUACGAAGACAUGGUGGUGGCAGAGUGUGGCUGCAGAUAAGAGGACAGAGUCCAGAACUGCUUUGCUUCUAAUAAUAUUGAGAUCGGUCGAAUGCAAGUUCAAGCAGUGUAUGAGUAUCAGACACGUGUGCCGGGAACACCCAGUAGAAUACGUAGUUAUUUUUACCUGCGAAUUUAGAUUUUCUUUUGUAUAUACCUACCUUUGAGUUUUGACUAUCCUUAUUAAGUAUGAGAAAUACGAUCUAAUAUCAGUACGAUGAAUUUCUUUACGGUGCUGAUGAAUGCUACGUUUAACGGAAACUUCGUGCCGAAGAGACUACAUUCUCUGCGAUUAUUUUGAGAUAUUACAACAUUAAAUUCUUGUAGCUGGAUACUUUACGAUGUCGGAAAAGUCGAUAUUCCUAUUUGUCAGUUGUCAAGCUCCUUCAUCAGAUAUUAAAUCGUAAGGUUUUGAUCUAAUUUUAACAGACAUUGCGAAUAGUUAAAAUUUGAAUGAAAACCUCACAUUACCUUAAUUACAUAAACUCUAUUCGUUCAAAUUCAGGGAAGGUUUUAUCUGACUUCUACUAUCGCGGUUCAAAUGAUUUGGAGCAAUAAGCGCGAAGUGCAUUACCAAAUAGUUCAUCAUGUACGUGAGUAAAGAUAUAGAAGCACUAGCAAACUGGGGAUGUACUUGUAAAUAAUAUAUUUUCUAAAUAAAAUGACACUGUUACUCGUAAAACAAUAUAAAUUUAAUCAAUCAACAUAAUCAGUAUAUAUGGUACAAAAACACAUAGAGGAUACAGAGUGUUCUCGUACACUCGUGUAGUGUUAACUAGUUCUCGAAACACGUUGUUCAUCACCGUUCCUUAACACAAUACACACACAGAUUAUAGUAAUUCACCUUAUGAGAAAUCUGCUCCGUAUACAUAC